AUGUUUAAAUUUGGAAAGGAGAAAUUCACAAAAAAAUCAUUACCUAAGAAUUUUGCAGAUCAAAUUCUUAAUCUUGAAAUGGAAAUAGAAUUAAAUGAUCAAAUUUAAAUUGAACUUAUUUAAGAUUUGAUUUCAUUAUAUAUGGUAAAAUCAUUUUAUAUAAUUCCAUAUAGGAAGGAGUAGAAUAUUAUGAAUCCAUUAAAGAUAGAAGACAUCUAUACUUUUAAAGAAAAUUAAAUGCUUUAAUGUUAAAACCUUCCUUUAUUAAUGCAACUACUAAAUAUGAAGAAUCUCAUAAACCAAAAGAUGAUAAUCAAAUUAAAAGAGCAAAAUUUCAAGAAUAAACUAAAAGAAUUGAAUUAGAUCUCAUUUACAGUUAAACUGAAUCAAAAGAGGUAUUAUAUCCUUUUUUUGAUUGAGGCUUAAGUUAAAGGAAUUGUUGACAAUCACACAAAUUAAGUCAUCAAAAUAGAAACUAUCAUUAAAAAUGAAAUUGCCAAUUAAUCAGAUGCAUUUCAAAUGCGUCUAGAACGACGUCGUAGAUCUAAAUUGACACAUUCUCUUAGUCAACCUGAAAUUGAUCUACAAUCUCAAAAAUCUGGUAAUAGCAAUAAAAAAAAAUAAAUUGAAUUACAUGAAUAAGUAGGUAUUAAUUUAAUAAUUUCUAUUUUAGUUUAAAUCAAAUAAAUAAUACAUGAAGAAGAUGAAAUAGCAGCAAAUAGAAAAGAUUCCACAUUAUAAAAGACUUAAGAAAAAAAAUGGGAAAUUAUCCAUUCUUCAUCUAUAAUGCAAGAGAAUAAGUAAAUAUCUAUUUAUUAAACUUAAGAAAACGAACUAAUAGUUUGAUUUAAAGAAGAAGAUCUGUAUUUCUGACUUCUAAACAAAUUACAUCAAUUAAAAGAUCUUGGAGUUGUGGAGCUACUAAACAUUUAGAAGAAGAACCUCCAAAAAAUAAUUGA
Messenger RNA from Paramecium primaurelia, 959 nucleotides. The record is from the annotation of a GenBank genome assembly. NCBI's taxonomy places the organism in Eukaryota, Ciliophora, Oligohymenophorea, Peniculida, Parameciidae.